CUGAAGGCGAACGCAAAUCAGUUGACAAGAGAAUGUUCGUCUCAAACAAUACAAAGACACCGACAACUGGUAUCUGGACAACUAGCCAGACAACCAAAGCGGAAAUUAACACACCGGAAGUCGAAACCAAAACCAGCCAUGCAAAUGAAUUGAGAAGAAAGGGAUGGCAAAACAGCACACACACAGUUGGAACUACCCCAACAACCACAGAAACGAUGCCGUCAACAACUACCAAAACAAAGAAAAUUGAGGUUACCACUUCAACUAGCAAUACGGAAACAGAAACUGGAAAUUCAGAAACCAGAAAAAGCACACAGUCUACAUGGUAUACAACAAUGUCCACAGCAGGGAAGAUCAGACCGGAAACAGAAGCCGGAAAAUCAGAGACCGAAAAAAUAACACACUCUACAUUGUAUACAACGAAGUCAACGACCGGGAAAAUCAGGCCGGAGCCAGAAACCGGAUAUCCGGAGACAGGAGAAAGUGCACAAGCAUACACAACCAUGACAACAACAAAAACAAAUACUAUGAAACCGGAAACGGAAACUACAAUCAUGUGGACAAAGGAAAUGGAAACCAGUGAAACUGAUUCAUUGGUUACGGUGGCAGCUAUCAGCACAAAGGGAAGACGGAAACCGGAAGACAAAACUGAAACUUCCAAUGACGUCAGAGAGGAAUUUUUGAAGAAACCAUGCAUUGAUCCUAAAGGUACUUUGGUGUACAUCAAAAUUAGAAAAUUGCAGAUAUGCAAUCCAACAAGUCAAGGCACGUGGAUUGAGCCUUGCAGCACAGCAUGCAAUAAAGCUCUUGAGGAAUAUAACAAUAGUUUACAGAGAAUGAAAAUUCAAGACAGCACUGAUGAAAUGGCUGAGCAUUCGAAAUGGCAAAGCAAAGAAAGGAAAUACAAAAAGCGCGUUUCAAACAACGACGAUGCCAAGAAUUACGAGGAAAUUGGCGAAAAAUAUAGGCAAAGAUACGAUCCAACAUACAGCUGGGGAAAGAAAGACAAUAUGUGGUCGUCUCGAAGCAGCUGGAGCGGGGGCGAUACGAGAUUGUCUUGGAAAAGCAAUAAAGGCGUUGACUUAAGGAAAGAUUACGAGCAACUUGGCGAAACCCAUAGGAAAAGAUACGAACCAACAGCCCCCUGGCGACAGGAGAGCGAAAAGGAUUCGGCAAGGAAUAGUGGCAAGAAAAGAAGCAUUAAUCUAGGUGGAUAUUACGAGAAUCUUGGCGAAACCUUUGGGCGAAAAUACGAUCCUGUAUACAAACAGAGCCAUGGAUAUUACGAUAAAUACGGUCGUAAUAACGAGAAGUACUACGAGGAAUACUAUCGCAAGCACAACGAUGACGAUAAAGAAGACCUUGAUGAUGAUAUUUGCGAUAAGAUUUACGACGAUAAUUACGUUGACCAAUACAGGAAAUUGUGCAUUACGACGUUAGGCCAGUUAAAGGAACAUAGAAAGAGAACAUGUCGCAAAAUGGCGAAACGUGCGAGGAAGAGCAGCUUCGAGUUGUGCCGAAGGGUUAUGAAAAAGAAAGUUGACAUGAAAGCAAAAGUGUCAAAAGAACCUUAUUCAUGGGGAACUCAUUUUUGGAGCAUUUUCAAUUUAACUGGAAAGCUUUUGAAGUUUAAACUUUGAUCAAUAUAUGUCUUAAACAUGUAUCCUAUAGAUGGAAUAUUUCUAAACUAUUUUUUCGGAUAAAUUUUUUGCAUGUAGGGUUAAUGUUAUGAUUGUUCAUGAAAAUCACAAAAUAUAUUACCCUAUACAUUGUCUCUCUUUUGAAUGCAUCAAAGUUUUCAAUGGUGUAAAUUCAGUUAAGAAAAGUUGUCUGCUGAAAAAAACCAAGGGCAGAUAAAGAUAUUUCCUAAACAAGGCAGGGCAACCAAUUUAGGCCCCAUUCUCACUCAUAAAGAAUGGAUGAAAAUAUAACUGCUGCAGUUCUUGAUGAAAAUGGCCUUGUGUUCACAUUGAUGCAU
Rhopilema esculentum is the source of this 1978-nucleotide messenger RNA. RefSeq lists its product as uncharacterized. Lineage: Eukaryota; Metazoa; Cnidaria; Scyphozoa; Rhizostomeae; Rhizostomatidae. The record is from RefSeq and is a predicted model, not a curated record.